Molecule: messenger RNA, 1107 nt
Organism: Paramacrobiotus metropolitanus
Lineage: Eukaryota; Metazoa; Tardigrada; Eutardigrada; Parachela; Macrobiotidae
Product: thioredoxin-like protein 4A
Biological process (GO): mRNA splicing, via spliceosome
Cellular component (GO): U4/U6 x U5 tri-snRNP complex; spliceosomal complex; U5 snRNP
Source: RefSeq, a predicted model, not a curated record
UAUUUGACAAUUUGAUUUUGCUGCUAAUUAUUAGUAAAUAUGAAAUAAAAAUCUGCUAUGAAAAUUAAUAACUAAUAAUAAAUUGUAUGUAGUUUACACUUUACAUAGUAUUGAAUAUCAGACAGCAAAAGCCCCUGGUGGCCAUCUUCGGCACACCAUGCCACUCCGAAAAGUUUUCGUCAAUUUUUGUCUUUUGACGAAUUUCUGCCUUUUGGCUUUGGGUUUUGCGCUUCGCAAUUGCAGAUUUGCUUUGGCCAUUUGAGAUGAACUAAAGCCUAAAGUUACUAAAUAAACUUUAAAGUCUUUCAUUCCAAAAUCAGAAGCGAGUGUCUCGCGGCAGCGCGAGAGGGUCUCUUUUUUGUCAGUAACCGAGAGAUCUGUUGGCUUGUGAAAAUGUCGUACAUGCUUCCCCAUCUCCAUAACGGUUGGCAAGUGGAUCAAGCCAUUUUAUCCGAAGAGGAUCGUGUUAUCGUCAUUCGUUUCGGGCAUGAUUGGGAUCCCACGUGCAUGAAGAUGGACGAGACGUUAUUUGGUAUAGCGGAGAAAGAAAACUUCUGCACCAUCUACCUAGUGGACGUGACGGAAGUGCCGGAUUUCAAUAAAAUGUACGAAUUAUACGAUCCGUGUACGGUGAUGUUCUUCUUCCGCAACAAGCACAUCAUGAUCGAUCUGGGCACGGGCAACAACAACAAGAUCAACUGGGCGCUGGAGGACAAACAGGAGAUGGUGGAUAUCAUUGAGACGGUGUACCGGGGGGCGCGGAAGGGACGGGGUUUGGUGAUUUCGCCCAAAGAUUACUCCACGAAAUACCGCUACUGAUCUCGCUGUUUGGAUCCCACAAUCUCCUCUUUAAUUGCUUUGUCCACUCUUAUGUUGCAUUUGAUCUUUUCGUAUUCAAUCGUGCAUCUGGUGCAUUGAUAUCGAUCGCGUCGUGUUGGUUUGUGGGUUGACGGAUAAUUUUAACGUUGGAAGGAUUUUCUUACACAGUCUUGGAGAUAUUUUUUUCAGUUUUUUUAGCAGUACAGUUUAUCCAGCCAGUUGUAUUUUUUGUGAAUUUUGUCCAGAUGAUAUUUGUUCUGAUGUAUUAUAAAAUUGUGGCGAAAAUGA